AUGGAAUAUAGAUUUACCGAAUUAGCAUUUCCUAAGAUAUUUGUGUCAUCUGCAAUGCUAGAAAUCCCUGACCCUGAGGUCUUUAAGGUGAAAGGACUCUCUAAACAUGUCAGAAAUGAAUAUAUCAUAGGAGCUAAGGAGAGAUUAGAGUCACGUCUAUUCAAGGAAGCUAAAGAGAAAACACUAAAGGAAACUGAAGAAAAGGCUAGGCUGGAAGCUGAAGAGCAGGCAAGAAAGGAGGUUGAGGAAAAAGCUAGCGUUGAGGCUACUGCCGCAGAAGCUAAAGCUGACGCUAAAAAAGAAAAACACAUUGUUGCAGAGGACGUUGCAAAGUCUACUGAAGUUGCUCUGACUCGAGGUGAGUCAUCGACAUCUGACAUUUCUCUGUUGGUGCUCCAGAAACUGGAAGAACUUCAGAAGGAACAACAACUUGUGAGAGACAGACUUGACAAACAAGAUUCAGUCAAUUCCAGCAUCCAGAAUCUUCUCACCCAAUUACUUCAGAGGAUGCCUCCUCCUCCAAACCCUUAG
Lathyrus oleraceus (garden pea) is the source of this 531-nucleotide messenger RNA. RefSeq names its product eukaryotic translation initiation factor 4 gamma-like. The record is from RefSeq and is a predicted model, not a curated record. Lineage: Eukaryota; Viridiplantae; Streptophyta; Magnoliopsida; Fabales; Fabaceae. Bases 1 to 531 code for a protein of 176 amino acids. The transcript has 2 exons.